AUGUCUACUGCAGGACGCAAAGCUGGGCAGGACGGCAAGCUGCAGGAUGACAAGCUGCUGGAAUCCGUAAGGCAAUUGCUGGAGCGCGGCAGGCCUGAGGUGGCGAUCCACCUGCUGCAAGACGACAAGGAGCUCAUCCUGCAGCUGAUCGGGACGGUUAACACAGCGGCGGCGCUGGAGGCCCUGCCCCUGGUGGCCACCAGCCCCGACAUGUGCGCCGCGGCCAUCCGCGCCCUCACGGAGCGGCGCAGCCUGAGGGGGGUGCACGCCAUGCUGCACCACGCCCGCAGCACGCGCGCAGCGCAGGGGCUGGAGGGCCGCGAGGUGUGGCGAGCGGCGAUUGUGGCCUUCGGCAAGCUGAGGCGGCUGCAGGAUGCGCGGCAGGCGUUUGUGGGCAUGCGUGCGGCGGGGGCGUGGGGCGUGGAGGACACCGCCACCGUCAACCUGCUGCUCAACUCGCUGGCCUGGGACAUCAAGCUGCAGUUCGUCAGGUGCAACCAGCUGCGCAAGGAGGGGGUGGUGCCGGACGCGUCCACCUUCAACACGCUGCUCAAGGCGUGCAUGCGGGGGCGGGACGUGCGGCGAGCUGAGCUGGCGCUGAGCUGGAUGCGGGAGGACGGCGUGCCGCCCGACUCCGUCACCUACAACACGCUCAUCAAGGUGUUCUCGUACGCCAAGGAUUUUGAGCGCGUGCUGGCUGUGUGGAAGCAGAUGCAAGCAGCCGGCUUUGCGCCCACCGCCAGGCUCUGGGGCAGCCUGCUGAUGGCGUGCAGCGCGGCGGGGCAGAUGGAGCAGGCAGCCAUCUUUUGGUGGGAGAUGAAGCAGCUGCACAGCCAGGGCAACGGCGGCGUGCUGACCACCGACAAUGUGUGCGCCAUGAUGACCGCAUGCAACGAUGCGGGGCAGUAUGAGCGCGCCCUGACGGCGUUUGAGGAGGCCAAGGCCCUGGGCGUGCCCAUGGACACACGCGCCUACAACAUCGCCCUGCGCGCCUGCCACACGCCCGGCAAGACAAUGCGCCAGGAGCAGCUGCUGCAGGCCUUUGCGCUGUAUGACGAGCUGAAGCAGCGCGGCCUGCCGCCCGACACCUUCACCUUUGGCACCCUCUUCGCCCUCUGCGCCGCCGCGCGCCAAGGGCACUGCGCGAUGCAGGCAACCCGCCCCAGCCCUCUACCCACACCCACACCCGCGCCACUCUCCUUCCCGCAGCUGUACGAUGAGAUGAUGGAGCUCAAGGUGCAGGAGAAUGUGGUGGCCAUGACGGCGCUGAUCAAGGCGGUGGGCUGCACACCCGGCAUGGCCGCAGAGUGCAGCCGCCUGUUCAAGCGCAUGAGCUAUGGCCCCGCCAGGGUGAAGCCCAACCAGGCCACAUUCCGCACCGUGAUCGCGGCGCUGCGCGAGCAGGGGGAGCUGGCGGAGGCGCUGCGCGUGUACCAGGGCAUGCGCCGCCUGUACCCCGCAGACAACAGCGAGUUUGAGGGGCUGACGGCGGUGGCAGCGGAGCGCGCCUUCUCCUCCGAGGACGCCGACCUGCGGUCCGUGGUGGCCGCCGUCUGCCACAUCACCUCCUCCCAGAGCGUGGACCUGCACGGCAUGAGCGUGCUGGAGGCGCGGGCCGCAGUGCUGUGCAUCCUGGCCAUGCUGCAGCAGCAGUACCGCGACAGCGGUACCAUCGCCCACGACGUCACCAUCAUCACCGGGCGCGGCAGGGGCAGCGAGGGCGGCGAGCCCGUGGUGCGCAACGAGGUGGCGCGCCUGCUGGAGGCGCUGUUCCUGGCGCUGCCGGCGCCCGCGCCCGGCGACAACGCGGGCCGCAUUGUCAUCCCGCAGCAGCUGCUGUGCGAGGCAAUGGCUAGAAAGACGGCGCUGCGGGUGGCGCAGCACAAGCUGCAGCUGCCGCCGCCGCAGUCGCUGCUGCACCUGCACCCGCGCUACCAGCAGCAGCAGCAGCAGCAGCAGGUGCCGCCAUCACCUGGUGCGGGCUCUGGCGACACCACACCGCCCUGA
Chlorella variabilis is the source of this 2007-nucleotide messenger RNA. RefSeq lists its product as hypothetical. Bases 1 to 2007 code for a protein of 668 amino acids. The transcript is spliced from 8 exons. NCBI's taxonomy places the organism in Eukaryota, Viridiplantae, Chlorophyta, Trebouxiophyceae, Chlorellales, Chlorellaceae. The record is from RefSeq and is a predicted model, not a curated record. Gene Ontology annotation, molecular function: protein binding.